AGCGGCUAGCGAGCAGCUAAUCCUGAUAACACGGGCGAAAACUCACUUGAAAUGAUUUUCUCAUCAGUUUUGUUUGUUCGUUUCACUGGUCCCAGUACAACUCCAUGAGAUUUAUCCGCCUGUCAACUCAGUCCAUGCUAAUUUGUUCUAUAUUAAGGUACGCGAUUGUCAGUGUCUCAUAAUAUUCCGAUACCAAAGUGUCCACAAAAAUAACGGCAGUUGUGAAAGAGAUGAUCCUCAAAUCGCCAACAUGGUGGAACCGCAGAACCAAAAUGGAACGCUGUCUGACAUUGACCACACUUGUCGUGGCAUUGAUUGGAGUUUCUCUUUUAGUCGCGUUAUCUACUGUGCUGUUGAAUUUUGAGAAAUACAAUAAGAAUAAUACAAUUGACAGUUCCUUCACUGCCGAGCCAUUAUUGGGUGCCGAACCAUCCAUUAUCAAUACUGUUUCCAAUGGAGAAGUGCCAAACAAUAAGAUUUGUCUCACACCUGGAUGCAUUCACACAGCUUCGAAGGUUCUCGAGUAUAUGGAUCCUUCGGUAGAUCCAUGUGAUGACUUUUACCAAUUCACUUGUGGAAACUUUCUUAAGAAAACUAACAUUCCUGACGAUAAAGCUUCUGUGACCUCGUUCAGCAUUAUAAGUGAUUUACUGCAAGAGCAACUCAGAUCGAUGAUUGAAGAACCUAUAGAUCCCAAAGAACCAAAACCGUUUCAACUCACCAAAAAACUCUACAGGGCUUGCAUGAAUAAGACCUUGAUAGAAAAGGAAGGGUUAACUACCAUUUUCAAGAUAUUCAAGAAUUUGGGUGGAUGGCCAGUAUUGGAAGGAGAUAUGUGGAAUGAUGGUGAUUUUGACUGGAGAAAGGCAGUGUAUAAAUUCAGGAGAAAUGGAUAUAGCGUGGAUUACCUCAUCGAUUUCUCUGUGGGCAUAGAUCUCAAAAACUCAACUCGUAGGAUUAUAGAUUUGGACCAAGCAUCCUUUGGACUCAGGAGAGAGUUCCUCACCAGAGGGCUAUCUGAUAAAUUAGUCCGGGCCUACUACGAUUAUAUGGUAGAUAUAGCCGUUCUUUUUGGAGCGGAGAAAACAAGAGCAUCGAAGGAAUUGGAAGAAUCUCUCAAUUUCGAAAUCAAAUUGGCAAAUAUUUCAUUGCCAAGUGAAAAGAGAAGGAACGCUUCUCUUUUAUACAAUCCAAUGACGGUUGAAGAAUUACAAAGGAGGUUCCAGAGCAUUCCUUGGCUUGAGUACAUCAAUACACUUUUAGCUCCAGAUACUGUGAUAACCAAGGAUGAGGUUGUUGUAGUUAGUGUACCAUCGUAUAUAACGGAUCUAGAAAAAAUUCUUGCAAUAACCCCCAAAAGAGUUCAAGCCAAUUACAUAAUGUGGAGAGCUGCAGCUUCAUCAGUAUCAUAUCUAACGGAAGCUCUGAGGAGGCGUCAACUAGAAUACACUACUGUUGUAUCUGGUAAAACGGAGAGGGCACCAAGAUGGAAAGAAUGCGUUGAUAUAUCUGCCGGCAGUUUAUCAACAGCUGCUGGUGCUCUUUACGUUAGGAAAUAUUUCAACGAAGACGCUCGACAGAAUGCUUUGGAAAUGGUACGUGACAUAAGAGCUGAAUUCGAGAGAAUCUUAAAGGAGGUCGAUUGGAUGGAUGACGAAACUAAAAAAAAUGCUAUAGAAAAGGCCAAAUCCAUGUCCACUCAUAUAGCUUAUCCAGAUGAGCUUUUGGAUGACAGCAAGCUAGAGGAGUUUUACCAAAAUUUGGAGAUGGACGAGAACAAUUACAUGGGAUCCGUCCUGAAUCUCACCUUAUUCGGUACUCAAUUCUCAUUCAAACGUUUGAGGCAACCGGUAAACAAGACUGAUUGGAUAACUCACGGAAGACCUGCUAUCGUAAACGCGUUCUAUUCAUCGAUUGAGAAUAGUAUACAAUUUCCAGCUGGUAUUCUCCAGGGGGUAUUUUUCAAUGCUGACAGACCAAGGUACAUGAAUUAUGGUGCUAUUGGCUUUGUUAUUGGUCACGAAAUAACUCACGGCUUCGAUGACCAAGGCAGGCAAUUCGAUAAAAAUGGCAAUCUGGUAGAUUGGUGGGCUCCUUCGACCCAAAAGGCUUUCAUCGAGAAGGCUCAAUGUAUAAUAGAUCAAUACGGAAAUUACACAGUUCCAGAAAUAGGACGUAAUCUAAAUGGAAUCAACACACAAGGCGAGAACAUCGCCGAUUGUGGUGGCCUUAAGGAGGCCUACAUCGCCUAUGAGCACUGGAUGAAGCGACACGGCGAAGAACCUUACCUUCCAGGCAUCAACCUGAAUGGUCGCCAGAUGUUUUGGGUUUCAGCCGCCCACAUCUGGUGCUCCAAGUACAGAAAAGAAGAUUUAAGACAAAUAGUGGUCACUGAUGAACAUUCUCCAGAUAAAUUCAGGGUUAUAGGCCCAAUGAGCAACAUGCAAUACUUCGCCAAGGAUUUCGAUUGUAAAGUCGGAUCCGUCAUGAACCCGGUUCAUAAAUGCAAUGUCUGGUGAUCAUUUCCAUCAAAAUCACAUCGAAUCAUCAUUUUUAAAUUGACUUGAUUAUUAUUGUCAUACAAAAUUUCAGAAAUUACACUAAUAACUUUGCAGAGAUGUAAGCCUAACAAAACCUUGGCCAUUGCAUGAAAAUUCCCAACAUAGAUUAAUGAACAACGAUGUUAUUAUACUAAUUUUAAUGUAUAUCUAGCAUCCAUGUAGAUCUCUAACACUGUACAUUUGAUCUAUCUUUCAAUAUUGUUAAUUUUAACUAGCGCAGAAUGUAGAUCUGAACGAUCAUUGAUGGAAUUCUGUAGAAGUUCCAGAGUAUUUUUAGACGUCUUAAACCAUCGUAUUUUUGCCUUUCAAAAAUCUUGUUCUAUAAUGAGAACAUACUCAAUCAUAUCUAUUCCUCUGUCUCAACUGUUGUUUGACUUUAUGAUUGAAAGGAGAUUGAUAGUCUGCGAAUUUAUUCAUCAUACUCAAAAUAUUAAAAACGAUUUUUUAGCUGAAUGGUAUCAACACUCAAGGAGAAAAUAUAGCUGAUAAUGGAGGAAUAAAAGAAUCUUAUCUGGCAUAUCAAUCGUGGACCCAAAGAAACGAACCAGAAAUGCGUCUCCCAGGCCUUGACUUCACGCCUCAACAGAUGUUCUGGAUAUCUGCUGGAAAUAUUUGGUGUUCGAAGUAUAGACCGGAAGCUUUGAAACUGAGGGUUUUAACAGGAUAUCACUCCCCUGGAAAUUUCAGAGUUAAUGGACCUUUGAGCAAUCUGGAUCAUUUCGCGGAAGAUUUUAGUUGUCCCAUAGGUUCCAAGAUGAAUCCUAGAAGCAAAUGUAGAGUCUGGUAAAAUUUUUCCGUGAAAAGGUUGAGUUUCUGUGAUUUUUGGAAUGAUAUUAUUCUUGUACAUAUUAAGCGACGUAAGCAGAAAAACUCAUUGUUUUGUAUUUUAUUGAUCUGAUUUUUGUAUUAAGAGAACAAAUAAAGUUGAAUAUUAUAUAA
This is a messenger RNA of Harmonia axyridis, 3500 nucleotides long. Its product is annotated as neprilysin-2-like. NCBI's taxonomy places the organism in Eukaryota, Metazoa, Arthropoda, Insecta, Coleoptera, Coccinellidae. The coding region runs from base 231 to 2519 and encodes 762 amino acids. Gene Ontology annotation, molecular function: metalloendopeptidase activity. The record is from RefSeq and is a predicted model, not a curated record. Gene Ontology annotation, cellular component: plasma membrane. The transcript is spliced from 10 exons. Gene Ontology annotation, biological process: protein processing.